CACCGCGAAGAAAAUAUGACCGUUGGAGCCACCAUUCCCUCCACGCGCUUUCUUAUAUAAACCCCAAUCCCUGAAUUCCAAGUCCCACUAGGAAAUCCAAACUCUACUUCCCCCCAAAUCCUCCUUACACAGUAGCGAAUAGCGACCGACCUUCAAUCCAGCCAAACCCUAGAAUUCUUGAUUUCAAUCGCGAUUCUUUCGUCUUCGUCUUCUGCGUCGAUCACUGACGCCGCCGACUUCACUCCUCCGCCGCCAACCAGUUCAGUCUCUCUGUUUCUUCUCUGAUUGCUCUGAUUCUCUUCUUACCCAUUCCAUCGGUGCCUCUUUUGAUCAUUUUUUUCUGAACCCAGAAAACAAUGGGUUCGAUGAAGAGGAAGAGACCGGACGAACCAGAGAAGAGCUUUUUCCGUUCGAAAUUCGAGUGGGUUCGAGGGCCGAUGCUCGGGAGUGGGGGAUUCGGGUCGGUUUAUCUGGCGACCGUGAAAAAGUCCAAGUUGGGUUGCGAGGGUUUCCCGACGGUGAUGGCGGUGAAAACCUUCUCCAAGUCGAGUGAGCUCGCGACGGAAAGUUCGUAUCUGACCCUGUUUCGGGACUGCCCUUUUAUUAUCGGAAGCUAUGGAACAAAUCUGACCAUUGGGGACGAUGGUUACUUGAAGUGUAAUGUGUUUUUGGAGUAUGCCGAUGGAGGAACAAUUGGGGAUUUGAUCGAGAAAUCGGGCGGCUCAGGGUUGUGUGAAUCGGAUGUGAGCAAGUAUACCAAAGCGAUUCUGAAAGGGCUUGAGUACAUUCAUGAAAGGGGUUAUGUGCAUUGUGAUUUGAAGCCGGAUAACAUAUUGCUUGUGAGAUCUGAUUCUGGUUUUGUGCCGAAAAUUGGGGACUUCGGGUUGGCAAAGAUGGCGAUGCAGAAGCUGUCACGCCAAGGCACAUCAAUGUAUUUUUCUCCCGAAACUGUGACUCACAAAAUUCAGGAGCAGCCUUCCGAUAUUUGGGCAGUAGGUUGCAUUGUACUCGGGAUGUUAACGGGGAGACAGCCAUGGGAAGCGAAGGGAGGCGCUGACCUAAGGCCUCUUAUUGCUUCAAAACUUCCCAAUGUUCCCGGCUGGUUAUCAGAAGAUGCUAAAGACUUUUUGCGAAAAUGCCUACUGAGGGACCCUUUCAAGAGAUCCACAGUUGCUGAGCUAUUGACGCACUCGUUCGUGACAAAACCGGACAGGGUUGGAGAGGUUGAACCAGUAAAGGAGGUUGCUUCAGUGUCAUCUCCGGAGCAAGGCGAUUAUGGAAGCUUUAUACCCCUCGGAAGCUGGAGUUCUGAAGAGGCAGUAGAUUUUGGGCCAAUUCCUCCUGUGGCAGUCUUGAACCCUAGACCGGUUAUUCCAAGCACGGCUUGCCAAGGGGCAUCAAAUUUUGCUGUAAUGGGUGCAGCUUAGCUUUAAUUGUUUCCAUACCUGUUGACGAAGUCAGGGAUGUGUACAGUGCAGCCAUCUUCCGAAGGAGGUUGAGCUUGAGGAGGAAGUCCACUCAAAAUCCGAGCUCAAGUUCGGUUCCCUGACCUCACACAACCUAUCUGAUUAGGUCCCCAAACAUUUACUACAUUUAAGGCGCCGAUUCUUCAUCUGGCACUCAUGAGCCCAAGACCUGUUCUGCUGUUCAUGGAUUGGUGUAAUACUUCAUUAUUCCACAUCUGUAAUUGUAAAUUUUGACAUGUAAUAUCUUCUUGGCGGCUGUAUCGAUUUCACUUUAUAUAUAUGGAAUAAAAGUUCCACUUUGAUCCAUC
Messenger RNA from Malus domestica (apple), 1774 nucleotides. Lineage: Eukaryota; Viridiplantae; Streptophyta; Magnoliopsida; Rosales; Rosaceae. The record is from RefSeq and is a predicted model, not a curated record.